AGACAGGACAACCUCGAGGUUGAUCCCCUGCUUUUUCCGCCGAUCACUAGGUUGUCAUUCACUUGGCGCAUCCGUCCGGGAUGCGACGACGGAACGGGUUUUUUCGCACUGUUUAUUAGCGUUGCGAGGCGCAAAGGCAUCUCACAUGUGUCUAGCCUCAGCCAACUUUCGCCUAGCACCCUCAUUCCCUGAAAUCCGGAGAAUCUUCGUUUCUCGUUAUCUUCCCGUUAUCCCCCGCAUCUCAUCUCCUUCCCGCCCCAGUCAUGGCACCUGCUAUCACUUCUCCUCUCCCACCUCUCUCCUCCCUCGCUAUCUCCCCUCCAAUCCGCGAAUCCCGCUCCCUUCAAAACUCCUCUCCGCGCCUUUCCCGCACCGCCUUCCCUAUCCUCCUCCCCCUCCUCCUCGUGCUCCUAUUCGCCGACCGAUUAACACCUCCCGCCGCGGCGCUUCCGCACUAUGGCGCCGUCCCAGGCGGCAGUUGCCCCAUGAACAACUGGUCCGAUAACGGCUACUGGGGCGUGAUCGAAGCGCGCGCGCACGCCGCGCUCGCCGCGGCGCAGGAGUGGCGUGGCGCGGCGAACGAGGCCCUGGGCCGAGUCGAGCCGCUGCAGCUGCUAGUGGCGGCGCUGCUCGCGGCGGUGGUCGGGGGAAAACUCGCGCAAGUCGCGGGCGCUGCUGGCGCGCAGAUCCGGUCUAAAGGCCUCGUACCGACUCUCACUGCCCUCUUCUUCUCGCUAAUCAGGCUCCUUCCAGGCGUGAAGGCGUUCAUCCAAGAGCAGCAGGACAAGGCCAGGGCGCAGAUUGUCGGGGGCAGCAGCAGCAGGGAGCGCGCGCAGUGGCGCAAGAGGCUGCCGGACGUGGGUGCAGAGGCGGAGGAGGUGCUGGGGGAGAUGCGGGCUUUAAGAGACAAGGAUAAGGCGUGGCAGGGGCGCUGCUCGGGAACUGUCUAUGUGGGCGGGGAGUCGUACGAGAAGCAUAUGAAGCUGAUAGCCGAUGCUUAUACCAUGUUCCAGCACACCAACCCCCUGCACCCGGACGUCUUCCCCAGCAUCACUCGCUUCGAGGCAGAAGUUGUUGCUAUGACUGCCGCUCUGUUGGGUGGGGGAAGCCACCCUGAAGCCAGCUGGGGGGAUGGGGGCAGUGACAGCGCAGCCAACGGGGAAGAGAACGGGGGGGGCAAGGGUGGAGCGAAGGGGGCGAAGGGGGUCAAGCGAGGGGAGAAAGCAGGGAAGGGAGGGGGGAGUGGGGGAGAGGGGGGGCUGGAGGUGUGUGGGAAUGUGACGAGCGGGGGGUCGGAGAGUAUUCUGAUGGCUGUGAAGGCAUCCAGGGACUACAUGCGCGCCAAGAAGGGCAUCACCCGGCCAGAGAUGAUAGUGCCUGUAUCAGCGCAUGCGGCAUACGACAAGGCAGCGGAGUACUUCCAGGUGCAGCUGUUGCGGGCCCCCGUGGCGGACGACUGGUGCGUGGAGGUGGACGCGGUGAGGCGCCUGUGCACACGCAACACCGUACUGAUAGUGGCAUCCGCUCCGGGCUUCCCACACGGCAUCAUAGACCCCAUUCCGGAGCUGGGCGAGAUAGCGGCGCGCUGGGGCACGUGUCUGCACGUGGACUGCUGCCUGGGGGGCUUCGUGCUGCCCUUUGCUAAGAAGCUCGGCUACCCCCUGCCGCCCUUCGACUUCUCAGUGCCUGGGGUGACGUCUAUAUCCGUGGACUGCCACAAGUACGGGCUGGCUCCAAAGGGCACGUCCGUGGUGCUGUACCGCAACCGGGAGAUUAGAAAGCAUCAAUUCUGUGCGGUAACGGAGUGGAGUGGCGGGCUGUAUGUGUCGCCCUCUGUCUCGGGCAGUCGCUCUGGGGCGCUCAUUGCGGGGGCCUGGGCUGCCAUGAGGAGCAUCGGGAUGCAGGGGUACAUGGACAUCACGAGGAGGCUCAUGGAAGCGUCCAAGGCUGUAGCGGCAGGGAUAUCGCGCAUAAAAGGAGUGCAUGUGGUGGGGCAGCCGGACAUGACAGUGGUGGCACUCGCAUCGGAUCACCUGGACAUAUACCGGGUCAACGACGCCAUGUCGCAAAAAGGAUGGGCGCUCUCCGCCCUGCACAAACCCGCCAGCAUCCACCUGUGCGUGACCUUGCAGCACGUGGACGCGGUCGACACCUUCCUGGCGGACCUGCAGGCAGCUGUGGACGAGGCUGCUGUUUCUGAGAUGAGCGCACAAGGCGGUCACGUGGACGCGGUCGACACCUUCCUGCCGGACCUGCAGGCAGCUGUGGACGAGGUGCGCUUGUCCCCCUCGCCAUUGUCACAAGGCAUGGCUCCCAUCUAUGGGGCUGGUAACCGCAUGCCAGAUAGAGGGGCUGUGAAGGAGCUGCUGUUGGACUACAUGGACUCGCUCACAUGAUGGAGCAUGCAGGAUCUUAUAUGCGGGCAGGCAACGUUCUCCUGUGCAACAAACAGGCAUUGUUCAAUAUACUUGGUCGAAGGAUCUAUAUUAAUUUGAGUGCAGCCAAUUUGAAAUAUCAGUGUGCUCCGGUUAUUUUGUUUGGAAACAUUCCAAAUGUUCAGACAGUUGAGUAAAGAAAUAGUGUAAAU
This is a messenger RNA of Closterium sp. NIES-67, 2587 nucleotides long. NCBI's taxonomy places the organism in Eukaryota, Viridiplantae, Streptophyta, Zygnematophyceae, Desmidiales, Closteriaceae. The record is from the annotation of a GenBank genome assembly.